CUUUCUGGGAUGGGUUCAGACUGGGAGACGCUGAGCAUUUGUCUUCCUCUUUCAGCCCAAGCCUACAUCUGGGGCAAGAUGGGAGCCUAGAAGAAGGUAGGGCCUGGGCAUUUUCCUCUGCAGAGAGACUUCUGCCAGGAGAGGGUGAGUCAGGGCCAGCGGCUGAGAGAGACUUGAUCCUGGGGCCUGAUUAAAUGACUGGCCUCAGUUUUCCUUCAGGCCUGUUUCCAGUGCUGAGAAAGUGGUACUGCUCUCUCACCUUGCUAAUGAAUUCUAUGAAGGGAGACCGGCCUUGUCGCAGCCUUCUGGAGGUGUGUACUGAAGUUUAAAAUGCGUUGAUUUAAGGAAAUUAAACCAGUAAAAAUUAAGGAGAUGGCUUGUUAGAAACUAAAGUUUUGAGAACCUCACAUGAGGACGGGGACUUGGUUGCCUUUUCCAGCGACGAGGAAUUGACGAUGGCGAUGUCAUAUGUGAAGGAUGACAUCUUCCGUAUUUACAUUAAAGAGAGGAGGGAGUGCCGGCGGGACCACCGCCCCCCAUGUGCUCAGGAGGCACCCCUCAACAUGGUGCACCCCAAUGUGAUCUGUGAUGGUUGCAACGGUCCAGUGGUGGGGACCCGGUACAAGUGCAGCGUCUGCCCUGACUACGACCUGUGUGCAAGCUGCGAGGGAAAGGGCAUGCACAAGGAGCACAGCAAGGUCGCCUUCCCCAGCCCCUUUGGGCAUCUCUCUGAGAGCUUCUCUCACAGCCGCUGGCUCCGGAAGCUGAAACACGGGCACUGUGGAUGGCCUGGCUGGGAGAUGGGCCUCCCUGGGAACUGGAGCCCACGUCCUCCUCGGGCAGGGGACGCCCACUCCAGCCCUACAGCAAAAUCUGCUUCUGGCCCACCGGAGGACCCCAGUGUGAAUUUCCUCAAGAACGUAGGGGAGAGCGUGGCAGCCGCCCUCAGCCCGCUGGGCAUUGAAGUCGAUAUUGACGUGGAACAUGGAGGGAAAAGAAGCCGCCUGACCCCGGUCUCUCCAGGCAGCUCCAGCACAGAGGAGAAGUGCAGCUCUCAGCCAGGAAGCUGCUCUGACCCCAGCAAACCGGAUGGAGUCAUGGAAGGAGCAACACAGUCUCUGGAGGAGCAGAUGAAAAAGAUAACCCUGCAGCCGGGUGCACAGCCUCAGGAACAGAUGGAGUCUGAUAACUGCUUGGGAGGAGACGAUGACUGGACUCACUUGUCUUCAAAAGAAGUGGACCCGUCUACAGGUGAACUGCAGUCUCUACAGAUGCCCGAAUCUGAAGGGCCAGGCUCUCUGGACCCUUCCCAGGAAGGACCCACAGGGCUGAAGGAAGCUGCGGUGUACCCACAUCUACCACCAGACGCUGACCCCCAGCUCAUCAAGUCCCUCUCCCAGAUGCUGUCCAUGGGGUUUUCUGAUGAAGGCGGCUGGCUCACCAGGCUCCUACAGACCAAGAAUUACGACAUUGGGGCUGCCUUGGAUACCAUCCAGUAUUCAAAUCAUCCACCGCCCUUGUGACAGUUUUGCUCACCUGUUCUCUGUUUCCCUUCUUGUCUCAUAGUUGUGUUAAGCUAGUGUAGAACCCCAGCGCUCUGGUUUCUCUGCAUUCUUCUUUCAGAAUUGGGGGGUGGGAAUGCAUGAAGCCAUUUAGGGCAGUAGGACGAGUGACACGAGGAAGGAGUUCCAAAUGUGAUGAUAUCUGAAGAGUGUUUACCAGCUUCCCUCGAGUGCCCAGCUUCUUGCAGCCAGGGUGGGGUGGGAGGUAUCCCAGGCAGAGCGAGGCUCCUGGGGAGAACGCUAGGCCACCCUGCGCAUUGUGCUCUCUGCCCGCCAGGAUCACACCAGCAGUCCAGAAGACAUCUUGCCUAAUGGCGUUCUGCUUUUUCUUUUUUGAAAUGACUAAUAGUACACUGACAUGUAGUUGAUUUCCUGCUAGAAACCCGAUAUACUCUGAGUUUAGCCGGAACACAGCCAGCAUCCCGUCCAGAGGGAGGAAGCUGUCUUGGAGCAAGUACUGGAGGGCAGGAGAGCCCAGCACAGGCUUCGGAUCUGGGAACAGAAAGGGCUGACGGGAACCGGUGGUGGUCACUGAACACUGCCUGUUUCAUAACCAUUAUAGUCAUCUCUUUUCCAAAUCUGUCACCUGCUUUUAAAGUAAAGAUCCCCUUGUAGUUGUUCUGUUAGAACAUCUGUAAACCAUCUGUAAUUAAAUGGUAUAAGCACUUUAA
Miniopterus natalensis is the source of this 2233-nucleotide messenger RNA. RefSeq names its product sequestosome 1 (gene SQSTM1). Lineage: Eukaryota; Metazoa; Chordata; Mammalia; Chiroptera; Miniopteridae. Gene Ontology annotation, cellular component: amphisome; aggresome. The record is from RefSeq and is a predicted model, not a curated record. Gene Ontology annotation, molecular function: K63-linked polyubiquitin modification-dependent protein binding; protein kinase C binding; zinc ion binding. Gene Ontology annotation, biological process: mitophagy; endosome organization; aggrephagy.